Messenger RNA from Acanthisitta chloris (rifleman), 927 nucleotides. RefSeq names its product olfactory receptor 4D5-like. Gene Ontology annotation, biological process: G protein-coupled receptor signaling pathway. Gene Ontology annotation, cellular component: membrane. Gene Ontology annotation, molecular function: olfactory receptor activity; G protein-coupled receptor activity. The coding region runs from base 1 to 927 and encodes 308 amino acids. Lineage: Eukaryota; Metazoa; Chordata; Aves; Passeriformes; Acanthisittidae. The record is from RefSeq and is a predicted model, not a curated record. The transcript has a single exon.
AUGGCACAGGGCAACUUCUCCCGGGUGACUGAAUUCAUCCUCCUGGGGCUCUCUGAUACAAGGGAGCUUCAAGUUCUCUUCUUCACCAUCUUCUUCCUAGCCUAUGCCAUGGUUCUGCUGGGGAACCUCCUCAUCAUUGUUACAGUCAGGACUGACCCCAAGCUCUCCUCACCCAUGUACUUUCUUCUCUGCAAUCUGUCAUUCAUCGAUAUCUGCUGCACCUCUGUCACUGCUCCCAGGAUGCUGGUGGACCUUCUCUCCCAGAGGAAGGCCAUUGUGUUUGAAGGCUGCAUAGCCCAGCUGUUCUUCUUGCACUUUGUUGGCUCCUCAGAGAUGUUCCUCCUGACCGUGAUGGCCUAUGAUCGCUACACAGCCAUCUGCAAGCCCCUGCACUACACAGCCAUCAUGAGCCGCUGGGUGUGCUGGGUCCUGGUCUCUGCCUGCUGGGCAGGAGGUUUCCUCCACUCCAUUGUCCAGACCCUCCUGACAAUCCAACUCCCCUUCUGUGGUCCCAACACCAUCAACAACUACUUCUGCGACGUGCCGGCGGUCAUCCGCCUGGCCUGCACCGACAUCUACGUCACUGAGUGGCUCAUGGUUUCCAACAGUGGCUUGAUAUCCCUUGGCUGCUUCCUGGUGCUGGUCACCUCCUACACCUUCAUCCUGGUCACCAUCCGUGUCCGACUCACUGAGGGGCACCGGAAGGCUCUGUCCACCUGUGCCUCACAUGCAAUGGUCGUCACCCUCUUCUUUGUGCCUUGCAUCUUCAUCUACCUGAGGCCCUUCACUACCUUCCCUGCUGACAAGUAUGUCUGUGUCAUCUAUACCGUCUUCCCCCCAGUGAUGAACCCCCUGAUCUACACCCUGAGGAAUAAGGAGGUGAAGGAAUCCAUGUGGAGAUUGUGGAAGCGCUGUGGAGUCUUCUGA